GAGGAAGUCCUCAGCGCCUUUAUGUAAUAGAGUAGGGCCCGGUGCGGCCGUCCACCGAUCAUCCAGUAGCUGAUCGAUCGUUCUAGCGGUUGGAUGUGUGUAGCAGGCGUUUAAGCGCUACUUAAGCCGCCGUAAGCGCGUUAGACGACGAACUGGCCUGUUGCAAACAUCAAUUACCUGAGCACCAAGUGGGCUUUUUUCUGUGUGCUUGUGUGUGCUGUGACUCUGCGUGUGUGUGCUUUAGUGUGCUGUGAAAAUUCUCCUUCGCAUCCCCCCCAUAAAAAUGUCCCUCAAACCGUUCGACAUUGAGGUGGAUGCGCCCGGCGACGAGCUGAUGGAGAUUGCGCGCCGCGAGCUGCGCGAAACGCCCGAAAUGCGCGCACAGGCGGUGGAAGAGCUGCGGGCGCUGUUGCGCGAAGCGAAGGAUAUGCACUUCAGUGAGGAGGAAGCGUUUCUGCUUAUCUUUCUCCGGCCGUGUCACUUUUACGCCGAAAGUGCGCUGAAAAUGAUGCGCCGUAUUGCCGAGUUCAAGAAGACAAACCAUCCGCUCCUGCACGCCCUCAAGCCGGAGGAGGAAAAGCUCGCCUUUGUCGAGCAUAACGUCGUGAACGUGCUGACCAACCGCGACCAGAAGGGGCGCCGCGUGCUGCUGGUCAACUGUGGUGCCGCCUGGGACCCGAAAGCGGUCAGCUCGGAGCAGCUGUUCCGGGUGUUCUUUCUCAUUCAUCUCGUCGCCCAGCUCGAACCGGCCACCCAGAUCAACGGCGUCGUGGUGGUGCUCGACUUUGACGGACUUUCGCUCAAGCAGGUGAAAGCCCUGUCGCCCUCGUUCUCCAAGCGGCUCAUCACGUUCAUCCAGGACGCGAUGCCGCUGCGCCUGAAGGAGGUGCACAUACUGAAGCAGCCGUACAUCUUCAACAUGGUGUGGGCACUCUUCAAACCGUUCAUCCGCGAGAAGCUAAAGAGUCGCAUCUUCUUCCACGGCAUGGACAUGCGGAAGCUGCACAAGCACAUCGAUCCGAGCGAUCUGCCGGCGAACUAUGGCGGCGAUCGGCCACCGAUCAACUACGGCGGCAGGGAGUGGUAUCCUUGCGUGUACAACUACAUCGACCACAUCAACCAGUGGAACACGUUCGGGUUUUUGCCGAACGUGCAGUGAGAAAUGGCGGUGGAGUAGGAGAAGUGAUGGGAGAAUCUAAGCUUCCAGCUAGAAUUAGGAGUACAUAAGCCUGAACCAUCUUAACUGAUACCCUCCGAAUAUGCACAGUCGAAUAUUAGUAACGUUAGUAACUUACGGUUAGGAUUUCGCGCGUCCAAUUCCACGUAGAAGCCUUACAACAAGUCACAAGAGCCUUACACCAAAAGGCUCUUUUUUAGAUUUUAAAUGACGCUCAAGACUUAGGAAUAACUACUUAACAAGGGAGAGAGAAAAAAAUGAUCUUUUGCAUCUCUCCGAAGAUCUCCAGCCAGAG
Molecule: messenger RNA, 1472 nt
Organism: Anopheles gambiae (African malaria mosquito)
Lineage: Eukaryota; Metazoa; Arthropoda; Insecta; Diptera; Culicidae
Product: clavesin-1
Exons: 3
Coding region: 284-1159 (291 amino acids)
Cellular component (GO): membrane
Molecular function (GO): phosphatidylinositol bisphosphate binding
Source: RefSeq, a predicted model, not a curated record